AUGGCGUCCCUCGCGCAGUUACUCCUGGGCGCUGUCGCUCUCUGCGCUUCCGGCGUCCUCGCUGCGCAUCCCGAAGAUGGCCUCCCUUCGUACCACUACGGCGCACCCAUCCACGUAGAGUGCAUGAACCGCAGCUCCGAAACAGGCGAACAUAUUGAAAACUCCAAUCACGAAAUUGAAUGGAUCCCCUUCCCCUCCUGCGAAGAAACCAACAAGCCCCUCGAGUUUCAAUACGGACAUGAAGGCGAAGUCAACUGCACCAUUCCCAUGGUCUCCGAUCCUUUCUUUCACCUCCUCGAGUUCUUCAUCCACAACGACGCACCUCUCGCCUGCCGUCUCCCAGCCCGACCCGCGCCUCACGUUGAGACCGUCGGCGAGAAGCCCUACGUGCAAGAAUACAUCCCUCUCGUCUUCGCCCUCGCCGGCACCCUCCAGCUGAGCCACCUGCACGUUAGCACGCACAUGAACGUGCUCCUGCACAGCAUGCCGAAGCACCACACCCGACCUCACGACUCGGGUGUCCUCGAUUCCGGAACGGCGUAUAGCACGAGCCCAUUGAGCCAUAUGGACGGGAUAUACACAAAGAGACUUGUGAUUGGUGAUCCCUUGCCGCUACGGUUGUCUGUUAGAUGGUUUCCGACGCCGAACCUGCCAAAGUCGGAGGGUCACGUCGAGUGGCAGGGUAUGGGCGGACACGUCUACGCGAGCACCGUCUUCUACAUCAUCACCUCCUUCAUGGCAGGCGUGCUCGUCGCGUCAACGUACUUUUUUGGAGUCGUCCUGCCCAAGAGGGUACGCGGAAGAGGCAUGGGCGGCGCGACGCCACUCGGUUACGGUCUCAACGGUCUCAACGGCGUUGGCAACGGUUGGGGCUACUCCAAAGCGGCCAAGAGGAUGGAUUGA
Messenger RNA from Colletotrichum abscissum, 903 nucleotides. RefSeq lists its product as uncharacterized. NCBI's taxonomy places the organism in Eukaryota, Fungi, Ascomycota, Sordariomycetes, Glomerellales, Glomerellaceae. The coding region runs from base 1 to 903 and encodes 300 amino acids. The record is from RefSeq and is a predicted model, not a curated record. The transcript has 2 exons.